AUGACUGGUCCAAGUCAGGAGGCGUUACUGGCCUACAAAGCAUACUUCGAACAGGAUCCAAGCACCUGCUACUACCUACCAUUCCUCAAACACCUUAUUUACUUCCUCAUGGACGAAUUCGACAUCGGAAUCAAUCCAAAUAUUCUACCUUCGAACCCAAAUGACGAAACGAUGGCGGAGGAAAGCUUCCGGGCGCAGGUGAUAGAUCGCUUGUUGGACGAGUUUGUGCAGGAACUCGGGGAUCCUCUUGCCGACUCGACCUUUCAAGAAGGCGAUGACGAUAAAGGGGAAGAACCGCUUAGUGGGUACGCAUAUAAGAGGAUCUUGGAGGUCUUUUACUUCUGCUUGAACCGGCAACCGCGGGUGCCUUCAGAUGCAAACCGUGACCCGAACACUCUCACAGCCCAAGCAGUGAGAAACAGAAGGUGGAAAGUUGAUAUGGACAAACGAUUUGAGCAAGGAAAGCGUGCAAUCUUGAAAGCAGCCGCUAGGACUAGCGAAGAAUAUUCAACGAUUACAGAUUUUAUCUCAAAAUCGGAAUCAGAGAUAGUGACCUGGACAGAUCAGGCAACAGAUGACUGCAGACAACCGCACGUCCCUCCCAACCUCGGAAAAUUUGACAGGUCAACCCUGGCUCAACAACCCAGAGUUCAAACCAGGCUUCUAGAAGCCAUUGACCCUGGUUCAGGGAUACCGUUACCUCCUUCACUCGAACUCGAGCCUCUCAAACGUCACGAAAUCCUUGAACAUUUGGUCGCUAAAGUUGAAGAAUUACAUGCUGAAAGAUACCAAGAGAUUCUCAAAGACAAGUACAGAGAAUCUCUAUGUACGAUGCUCGAACGUAACCUUGUCCCUGGUGUAAGGGCUAUCUGUGAGAGCGGUUUAUUUUCUCUUGAAGGGUAA
Molecule: messenger RNA, 903 nt
Organism: Aspergillus calidoustus
Lineage: Eukaryota; Fungi; Ascomycota; Eurotiomycetes; Eurotiales; Aspergillaceae
Source: the annotation of a GenBank genome assembly